CGGCACGACAAGUGCGUUGUGCGUGAUGACAUCAUAAUUAGGGCAAGCGUAUAGUCCAAUAGUCAAAACUUUCGGUCAUCUGGGAAGCAGGUUUCCCUUUUUUCCCGUGCAACUCUGGCAGACAUCGCCGGGAGCUGCAGGAAAGGUUGGACAAAGGAGUGAGGGUGAAAGACGGAGCUUCGUGCACGGAAGAGCUAAUGGGCUUUCCGGAUGCUCUUCAGGAGCUGCUGGACAGGUUGCCUGCCCGUGUUGUGCUCGAGCUUCUGCGGCAAGGGUUAUGUCUCCGGUGUAUAUUUCGCUUUCUGAAUGUCCGCGAUGCCGUGUACUCUAUUGAGCUACCUACUCCAGCUGAGGUCUACUCGAAAAUUUUCUCCUCCACCGAGCAUAACCAAGAACACGAGUUGGAGAAUUUGAAAAACUCGGUCUUAGAUGAAAACUCUGCUCCUUGUUUAAUAUGCCUUGGAGUACUACAACGGUUAGACCAUGCAGCUGGAACUGAACGUCAAGAGCACGAACCUUUUGAAGGCCUUGAAAAAAAUCCAGUCUCUUGUAUAUUGAAGGCUAUCGACGAUGCGGGCCAUUCUGUUGACAAAUUUUGUCUCGAAGUCUCUUUACCGGCUCUUAUUCUUCUUCGAGAGCGUAGCUUUUGGUGUUACUUGAAGGAACAAUACAAGGUGGAGACUUUGUUCAGUGGACAGGAUGUAAAUGACCACAUAGUUUCCUUGAAGGAGGCUGUGAAAUGGUCUUUGCUUGAACGUCUUGAACAUGCACUGUCUGCAAAGUUUGACACAAGCGCGGCACUUCGAAUUGCCCUAGUGUUCAAACAUCCCGGAUCCCCAGCGGAGAUUGAGUUUUUAGCUGCUGCGUCGACAGGAGGAGAUGCAAAGCGGAAAAGAAAUGGAGGGCAUAAUGAGCCUGAAUCCCAAGGUUUCGCUGCUGUUGUAGCGGCUAGAGCUGUUGCAGAAGCUGGAGAGUCCUUGGCUGCUGUACAGCGGAGCCUUGCAUCUAUGAACAACGAACUGUUUGUGAGACGUUAUCAGUGCCCACCAUCUCAGUGUUCUCUUUCCUGCGAAAUCGCGGCUGUGAUUUGGAGAAAUCCAGUUUUCGUUGGCGGAAGAUACUUGAAGUUCUCACGAAAUGUCAGUCAAAGCCGGUGGUUGAUUGAGGAGGAACGCAUGGGUGAGGGUUCAGUGCAGGAAAUUAUUGGUGAUGUAGUGAUGCCUUUUUACAAAGCAGACAACUACAAGUUUCACGCUGCUGGCCGGGAGGAUAUUGACGUUCGCAUGCUGGGAACAGGUCGCCCGUUUAUAAUCGAGUUACUUAAUGCUCGGAGAAUUCCGUCAGCUUCAGAAAUAGAGAAGGCGGAGUUAGACAUCAAUGGCCAGAAAGAAGGCUGGGUUAAAGUGAAGGGUUUACGACAAGUUGGCAUCGAAGUAUGCGCUCUGAUGCGUCAGGGAGAGGUUGAAAAGCAGAAGGAAUAUGUAGCUGUUGUUUGGCUUGAUCGUCCUGUGACUCAAGCAGAUUUCAAACGACUGUCUGAUCUAAAAGAGCUGGAGAUACAACAGAAGACGCCAGUUAGAGUUUUACAUCGGAGGAGUCCUUUGAUACGGCCGCGAACAAUCCACUGGAUGAGGUGUGAGCCAAUUAAAGGGAGUGAAAACUACUUCUUACUACAACUUUGUACUCAGGCUGGAACCUACAUUAAGGAGUUCGUACAUGGUGACUUGGGACGAACCUAUCCAAAUGUUGGAUCAUUGCUCGAUUGCGCCGCAGACAUCUUGCAGUUGGAUGUCAUGGAUGUGAAAAUGGAGUUUGAUUAAACUAGCCCGGUACGGAAGUGCUUCUUCGGCCAGUCUUGUCUUCAGUGACGGACAUUUUCGUUCACAACGCUGGCGCCUGCCUUUUGGCGUGAACCGGGUAGAAUUCGUUCAUUCCUACUGUAUACCUAACUUCUUAUUAUUGGCUCACUGUUGCGUCGGUUUGAAGACAACUUGUGUCCAGUGUAGACAGGUGUGAACUGGCACGUGUAUUUCACUUGUUCUCUCUUCAAAUUCUGUAUCCAUGAUAUAUGUCAUGAACACACCACUCAUUUCGAUUUUCCGGUCAAGAGCACUGAUGAUCAAUCAACAUUCCCAGCCUUCUCGUUUGAUUCCGUCAAGACCUACAGAAGACGAGGAAGGGAUUUACUACUUUUGUUGGGCAAUUUUUCAGAGACUGCAUUUGUGUCAAAACAUCGUAUAAACCUAUGACAAAGUCCAUAAAUAGAUUUGCUAUUUGGAGACAUUAUUACAUGUUGAAAUAAUGUGUUGCAGUAAUAUAGACUCAAUACUUAUAUAUUCUUUUAUGCGAAACUAGAUGAGAGUAGAUUGUUAAGAGUGUUCAAUCAUUGGAUGUGACAAAGUUGGUGUGAGGAAACUCAGAUUUUUAGAAAAUUUAUAUUCAGAUUGUCUGUUCAUUGAGGAGAGGACCUAGCUCGCCAUAACAUCAUAUAUUUGCUAAUUCAUGGAUGAUCAUGAUGAUCACACAUUUGAUGUUAAGGACCAAGUAUCACAAGAUUCACACUUUUACAUGUUCUGGGAUAGUUAUAUGUUAUUAUGCUUUAUUC
Marchantia polymorpha subsp. ruderalis is the source of this 2605-nucleotide messenger RNA. The record is from the annotation of a GenBank genome assembly. NCBI's taxonomy places the organism in Eukaryota, Viridiplantae, Streptophyta, Marchantiopsida, Marchantiales, Marchantiaceae.